AUGAAUUGGGUAAGGAAUGUAGACAUCCGCUGGAUAGUUUAUUCAAGCAGGAUGGCGGCGCCUCUGGCUCGAAUUUUCACUGUGGAACCUCCGUUAAGUAAUGACUCCUCAAUCCAAAGAUGCCGCAUCCCGGGUAAUACUUGCCGUGCAAUAGGUGCUGACUUGGGCAUGUUUGUUCGAGUUACAACGCCUAACAUCUGUGCCAUUUGCAGUGUUUGGCCCUGCUCCGAUUUAGAUGAUAGUGUUGUGCAGUUUAGCAAUCUCGUCACACAAGAUGUAUACAACAAUGACCACAUGGUUGAUGGGCGACUACAAAUUGAACUGCUAUCAUCAUUCAACGCCAGAGCAGUCGAGCUUAGCAUUGUUACCCCAGAUAUUGACCUCCGCCAGCAUCUGAAAGCUCUCCUUUCAAGUGGGGAUAAACUUGAAGGAUGUUGUCGGAACUGCCUGCAAUUUAUUGGAGUCGGGGUCAACGUAAAGGUUAACAUGAAGCAGAUCAAGAGGUCAGAUGUAUUAAAAUUGUCCUCGAUGAUUGUACAUAUUACCAAGCCAGAAAUAUAUGACGUUGUCAUCGUGAACAGUGGUACGAAAAUCAAAGUGCGUGAUGUUAUCACAGAAGAUCGGUACUGGCAGCGUUUACGGCAUCCAAAGAAAUGCCUUGGCGGGCUGGAAGAUACGGUUCAAACGCUAAAAGAUUUUCUGGAACUAUCCUCGUUAAGAUCCCAAACCUCCUUUCAGAAUCUCGCUAUUCCUCGGGGCAUACUUUUGCGUGGACCCCCAGGGUGUGGUAAGACUACCCUAGUUGAAUAUGUCGCUGGGGAAUGCGAUGUUGAGCUCAUCAGGAUUCGUGGACCAGAACUGACGUCAUCAGAUGUUGCUGCUACGAACAGGCCUUCAGCUGUUGACCCCAGCCUUCGACAGGGUGGACGACUUGAUCGUGAGGUCUUUAUAAGUAUGCCAACAUAUCUACAGAGGUUCAGUAUUUUAUCAGUCUAUGCUCAGCAGAUGCCAGUUUCUCAGGAUGUACACCUUCCAGAAUUGGCAGAAGUUACCACUGGAUACUCAGGUGCAGAUCUUCAAGCUCUCUGCAAGCAAGCUGCACAUGCUGCAGUUAUUGAGCGAUCACAACGCAUGUCAGAACCAGUUCCUGUGCGGAGGGAGCAUUUCCUGAAUUGUCUGAGAAGGAUUGCACCAUCCCUGACCAGAGGAGUAGAUGGUUUUAUGGAGGUGAGAGGCAUCACAUGGGAUGACAUUGGAGGCUUAGCGGCCACUAAAAUGAAGAUUCAGCAGGCAGUUGAAUGGCCAAUUAAACGUAGUGCACAAUUCAAGAAAUUUGGCAUACCUUGUCCUCGGGGUGUACUGCUGUAUGGUCCUCCUGGUUGCUGUAAGACGACCCUUGUCAAAGCUGUUGCAGCCGCUACAAAUACAGUAUUCAUAGCUGUCAGUGGGGCACACCUUUACUCUCCUUACCUUGGACACAGUGAAAAUCUCCUCACAGAGUUAUUUACACGUGCUCGUGCUUGUGCUCCCUCAAUCCUGUUUUUAGAUGAAGUUGAUGCCAGCAUUGGCAAACGGUCAGAAAGCUCUGUUGGUAAUAGUUCUGUAAGGGACAGGUUAUUGUCUACUCUGCUUAACCAGAUGGAUGGUAUUGGAAUCAAGCUGGAUAAUAAAAUGGAUGCCCCAACCAGUGACCAUCCAGCCAAGCUCCUUGAAGGAGAAACAUGCAACAACCAAACAGAGAUGCCUGCAGCAAGAAAUGCUCGAGAAAAUUAUAAUCCCAGUGCCCACCAAGUGAUUGUUGUUGCUGCUACCAACAGACCAGACCUGCUGGACGAAGCCUUGCUCAGGCCUGGACGUUUUGAUAGACUCAUAUAUGUUCCUCCACCAGAUGAAGCUUCUCGCCUGGCAAUUCUGCAAGUGUAUACAAAGAAAAUGCCUGUGAUGGAUGUUGACUUGACUGCUCUCGCCAAGCAAAUGGUUUUCUUCAGUGGAGCUGAUAUUUACAAUGUUUGUCAAGAGGCGGCUUUACAUGCCCUCACUCUCGAGGGGAUGCUGACCCAGACAGUUACCACACAGCACUUCCAACAUGUUCUGGCCAAAUACACUCCUUCCUUGACCAAAGAUAUCAUCGAGAAAUACGAGAAAAUCUAUGCAAGAUUUCAUUGCUCUUCUCUCACCGUUUCAGUGCGUCAGGCAACCGUAUCCUCAUUCUCGACCGUUUCUGUGCUUGAAGCAAACGUAUCCUCAUUCUCGGCCGUUUCUGUGCUUGAAGCAACCAUAUACUCAUUCUCUACCUUUUCCGUGUUUGAAGCAACCGUAUCCUCAUUCUCGGCCUUUUUCGUGCUUGAAGCAAACAUAUCCUCAUUCUCGGCGUUUUCCGUAUUUGAAGAAACCAUAUCCUCAUUAUCAGCCUCUUCCGUGUUGGAAGCGACCGUAUCCUCAUUUUCGGCCUUUUCAUUGCGUCAAGAAAGCAUAUCCCCAUUCACGGCCUUUUCCGUGUUUGAAGCAAUCGUAUCAUCAUUCUCGGCCAUUUUAGUGCGUCAAGGAAACAUAUCCACAUUCUCGGACUUUUCCUUCUUUGAAGCAACCAUAUCAUCAUUCUCGACCUUUUCCGUGCGUGAAGCAACCAUAUCAUCAUCCUCAGCCUUUUCGGUUUUUGAAGGAACCGUAUGCACAUUCUGGGACUUCUUCGCAGUUGAAGCAACCAUGUCAUCAUUCUCGGCCUUUUCUGUGCUUGAAGCAACUGUAUCCUCAUUCUCUGCCUUUUCCAUGUUUGAAGCAACCGUAUCCACAUUCUCGGACUUUCCGUGUUUGAAGCAACCAUAUCUUCAUUCUCUGCCUUUUCCGUGUUUGAAGCAACCAUAUUCACAUUCUCGGAAUUUUCCGUGUUUGAAGCAACCGUAUCCCCAUUCUCUGACAUUUCCGUGUCUGAAGCAACCAUAUCCACAUUCUCGGACUUUUCCGUGUUUGAAGCAACCGUAUCCUCAUUCUCAGCCCUUUUCGUGUUUGAAGCAACCAUAUCCACAUUCUCGGACGUUUCCGUGUUUAAAGCAACCAUAUCCUCAUUCUCUGCCUUUUCCGUGUUUGAAGCAACCAUAUUCUCAUUCUCAGACUUUUCCGUGUUUGAAGCAGCAUAUAUCCUCAUUAUCUGCCUUUUCCGUGUUUGAAGCAACCGUAUCCACAUUCUCGGCCUUGUUCGUGUUUGAAGCAACCAUAUCAUCAUCCUCAGCCUUUUCGGUUUUUGAAGGAACCGUAUGCACAUUCUGGGACUUCUUCGCAGUUGAAGCAACCAUAUCCUCAUUCUCUGCCUUUUCCAUGUUUGAAGCAACCAUAUCCACCUUUUCGGACUUUUCCUUCUUUGAAGCAACCAUGUCAUCAUUCUCGGCCUUUUCUGUGCUUGAAGCAACUGUAUCCUCAUUCUCUGCCUUUUCCGUGUUUGAAGCAACCGUAUCCACAUUCUCGGACUUUCCGUGUUUGAAGCAACCAUAUCUUCAUUCUCUGCCUUUUCCGUGUUUGAAGCAACCAUAUUCACAUUCUCGGAAUUUUCCGUGUUUGAAGCAACUGUAUCCUCAUUCUCUGACAUUUCCGUGUCUGAAGCAACCAUAUCCACAUUCUCGGACGUUUCCGUGUUUGAAGCAACCGUAUCCUCAUUCUCGUCCUUUUUCGUGUUUGAAGCAACCAUAUCCUCAUUCUCAGCCUUUUCCGUUUUCGAAGGAACCGUAUCCACAUUCUAGGCCUUCUUCGGGCUUGAAGCAACUGCAUUCUCAUUCCCGGCCCUUUUCGUAUUUGAAGCAACCAUAUUCUCAUUCUAAGACUUUUCCGUCCUUUUCCGUGUUUGAAGGAACCGAAUGCACAUUCUGGGCCUUCUUCGCGCUUGAAGCAACUGUAUUUUCAUUCUCGGCCCUUUUCGUGCUUGAAGCAACUAUAUCCACAUUCUCGGACUUUUCCGCGUUUGAAGCAACCAUAUCCUCAUUCUCAGCCUUUUUCUUGUUUGAUGUAACCAUAUCCUCAUUCUCAGCCUUUUUCGUGCUUGAAGCAACCAUAUCCACAUUCUCGGACUUUUCCGCGUUUGAAGCAACCAUAUCCUCAUUCUCAGCCUUUUUCUUGUUUGAUGUAACCAUAUCCUCAUUCUCAGCCUUUUCCGUGUUUGAAGCAACCAUAUCCCCAUUCUCGGUCUUUUCCCUGUUAGAAGCAACCGUAUCCACAUUCUAUGCAUUUUCAGUGCGUCAAGCAACCCUAUCCUCAUUCUAG
Messenger RNA from Acanthosepion pharaonis, 4251 nucleotides. NCBI's taxonomy places the organism in Eukaryota, Metazoa, Mollusca, Cephalopoda, Sepiida, Sepiidae. The record is from the annotation of a GenBank genome assembly.